CCUCAACAAGUAGUAAGCAGCACGAUUGAGAGCCCAAUCGCAAAGACUAUGGCGCAUUUCGACAUCCCGCCACAGUACCAGGACCUGCUCGAGGAAGUAGCAGAAUUGUCCAGCCAUGCACUAAAGUCCGACGAAGAGGUUUUGCAACAGCUGCUCCAACAUGCCCCUGUGACCUCGGAAAAGUGCGUCUGGGCAUUCUGGGAUUCCGGCAUCGCGACCAUGCCGGCCUGGUGCAAACGCAAUGUCAUAGACUGGGUGCGCAUCUGCGGCGACUCCUGGACAGUCCGGGUACUGGAUAACGUGCCCGAGUCACCCAACUACGCCCUGAAAUUCCUCGAGCGUCGCGACCUCGCAGAUGCGUUUGUGAAUCGAACCAUGGACGGCCCGUAUGUUGGCCAGCAUGCUGCUGAUCUGGUCCGUGGGCCAGUACUCACGCGGUAUGGUGGUGUCUGGAUGGACGUCGGCUCCAUCCUGGUCAGACAUCUCGAUCGGGUAUGCUGGGAUGUCAUCCAGGAUCCGGCGACUCCGAUCGAGGCUGCUGUCGCGGUCGAGCCGAGCCACGGCAUCUUGAACUAUUUUGUGGCCUGCAAAAAGGGCGAUCCCUUCAUUCGACGCUGGCACGAAGUCUUUCUCGCGUUAUGGGAAGGCCGCACCAAUCUCCUCGGCAUUGCAGACCAUCCUUUGGUCUCGUUUGUCAAACAAAUUCCUCCCGACAAGCUCGAGAAGGCCGAAAACGGCAUAGCCGCCGAUUUCAAAGUACCCAUGACCCAAGUGUUUGAGUACGCAAUCCAAAUCGUCGUCUGGGGACGUCUCACCAUGCUCGAUGCCGACCCGGCCGACGGGUUCUCGUGCUCAGACUACUGGCUCAAUAAAAUUCUCUGGAUGGACGCGAUACAGGAAGCCUGGAGGGCGGAGAUGCUUCUAGGCUUCAAUGUAGGUGGGCAGAGUCUGCUUGAUAUCCUAACCACGCGCCUCGACAUCGACAAGGACAGCAAAGAGUACAGGCUGGCAGACAAGGUUGUUUGGCAGAUCUUGACGCAAGGGAGCAUGCAGAAGAUCUUUCGCGGCGGGAACAUUUUGGCGUCGGUGCAGCUGGGCACGAUGCUGGACAUGCCUGAGAAUGCGGGCAAAGAUCGAGGACAGGGCACAUUUGCGGAGCUGCUUCGGUACGGGACAUUGCACUGGCGGCAGAAAAGGCCUGCAUUGGUGAGCAUUACGCCAGUGGCCAAGCAGCCGCUUAUCAAGAAAGGACAUCUCGAGCCAUUUUAGUAGCCGGAAGUGAUGACGCACGACACGGAGGGCAUGAAAUCUCUUUUUCGCGCACGAGUUUGGGGGGCAUGAGCUUCCGAAAAGACUGACGGUCUUACAUUGACUACUACUCUGUUCUAUGGGCCAUUGGCAUCAAGGCUUCUGUCGAUGCUGAGCCUUAGCUGGUUGAGCUUCGGGUUAUCCCUCGUCAUGAACGGAACAAUGGUAGUGAAAGAAUUCGACUGAAUUAUAGAACUGCUAGGAACAGGCUUACAUGUAGACGUGACUUCGGU
Molecule: messenger RNA, 1541 nt
Organism: Microdochium trichocladiopsis
Lineage: Eukaryota; Fungi; Ascomycota; Sordariomycetes; Xylariales; Microdochiaceae
Exons: 2
Coding region: 49-1269 (406 amino acids)
Molecular function (GO): glycosyltransferase activity
Source: RefSeq, a predicted model, not a curated record